Molecule: messenger RNA, 219 nt
Organism: Giardia duodenalis
Lineage: Eukaryota; Fornicata; Diplomonadida; Hexamitidae
Product: Ankyrin repeat protein 1
Exons: 1
Coding region: 1-219 (72 amino acids)
Molecular function (GO): protein binding
Source: RefSeq, a predicted model, not a curated record
AUGGGAAGGACAGCAAGAUAUGUCAAAACAGACAGAUGGAGUGUGCAUGGAGGAACAGCACUGAUGAUAGCAGCACGAGGACAUGCAGAAGUGGUGAGGCUAUUAGUGAAACACGAGAGUGGCAUGAAGGAUAGAUAUAACUGGACUCCCCUUAAUCAUGCAAAGUCACGGAAUAACCGGGAGUGUAUGGAGCUUCUUCGAGGUGACCAACCGUUCUGA